AUGCUCCCUGACUAUAAUCGAAACUACAACCGAAACACUAAUACCUCUAACGUGAAAUAUUUGUAUGCUGUCUACGAAUGUUUGUAUGUCGCCUACGACGCUUCGUAUGUGGACUACAAACGUCGGUAUGUGGUCUAUAAACGUUCGUAUGUGGGCUACGACACUCUGUAUGCGAUCUAUAGCGCUGACUAUAAUCGAAACUACAACCGAAACACUAAUACCUCUAACGUGAAACGUCCGUAUGUCGCUUACGACACUCUGCACACAGGGCUUCUCACGGCAGAUGGCCGUCCAGGACGGCCACAUAAGUUUGUCGGUACCCUUUGUGGCAGUCCGAGAUGA
This is a messenger RNA of Sparassis crispa, 342 nucleotides long. RefSeq lists its product as hypothetical. Bases 1 to 342 code for a protein of 113 amino acids. The transcript has 6 exons. The record is from RefSeq and is a predicted model, not a curated record. NCBI's taxonomy places the organism in Eukaryota, Fungi, Basidiomycota, Agaricomycetes, Polyporales, Sparassidaceae.